CUGAGUGAUCCAGCGUACUGAAAGAGCAGAGGAAUCCCAGACAGUUUCUCGGAGUUGACUUUCUCCUCCUUCUUUGACUCUUGGAUGUUUGUAAAAUGUCCGGGUUCCAGGAUCUUUCUGUUUUUCCUGCGGAGGUCCAGCAGCUGUCAGUUAAUAAAGAAGAGGUUUCCCCAGAGCAGCAGGUGAGGAGAUCCAGUUUGAACCAAGAGAUUACUCAGUCUCUGCUCAUUAAAGAGGAACCAGAGGAGCUCUGGUGGGGCAGUAAAGAGGAAGAGCAACUUCAGGGGCCAGAGGAGGCUUGUAUCAACAGAUCAAGUUUUCUUCCCUUCCCUGUGAAGAGGGAAGACGAUGCAGAGAACCCUCAAUCCUCAGAGCUUGGUCAUAGAAAAACUGCUGGAAUGGGACCAGGGGCUGAUGGAAACAACUGUGGAAGAGCAGGAGCUGCCAGGUACUUUGAUCCAGAAGAAGAUUUACAGCCAGAGACUGAGUUUAAGACUGAAGCUUCUUCUGAAGCUGAGACUGAUGACAGUGCUGAUUGGAUGGAGACAACAGAACACCUGUCUUGUAUGAACUCAGUGGUAAAUAUGAGAGAAAAGACUGAUAAUAAAUCACAUCACUGCUCUGAGUGUGGCAGAAUAUUUAAAAAGAAAGGGCAUCUAAAAGAACAUAUGAGAAUGCACACAGGAGAGAAACCCUUCAGCUGUUCUGAGUGUGGUAAAAGAUUUUCUCGACAAGGAAAUUUGACCAAACACACCAGAAUCCACUCAGGAGAGAAACCUUUCAGCUGCUCUGAAUGUGAUACAAGAUUCACUCAACGAGGUUGUUUGACUAGACACAUGGUACUUCACACUAGACAGGCACUCUUCAGCUGUACUGAGUGUGGUAAGAGGUUUAACCUUGAGAGUCAUCUGACCAAACAUUUUAGAAACCACCCAGGGAAGAAACCUUUCUGCUGCUCUGAUUGUGGUAAAGGGUUUAACAAAAGAAAAUGUCUCACCAGACAUAUGUUAGUUCACAAUAGAGAAAAGCUCUUCAGCUGCUUUGAGUGUGAUAAAAGCUUUGCCCUUAAACAUCAUCUGACAAAUCAUAUGAGAACGCAUUCAGGAGAGAAACCUUUCAGCUGCUCUAUGUGCAGUACAAGAUUUGCCCAACGAGAUUCUCUGGCCAGACAUAUGUUAGUUCACACUCGACAAAAGCCUUUCAGCUGUUCUGAGUGCAGUGCAAAAUUUACCCAACGAGGCUCUCUGACCAGACAUAUGUUAGUUCACACUAAGCAGAAACCCUUCAGCUGCUCUGAGUGUGGUUAAAUGUUUAGCCUUGAAAGUCAUAUGACCAAAUGUGAGAAAAAUUUAAAUGGGGGAGAAACUUUUCUGCUGUCUGAUUGUGGGAAAAAGUUUUAACAAAAAAAAAAAAAAAAAAAGUCUCAUCAGACAUAUGUUGAUUCAUAGAAUGUAGGAAUGAACCACCACUAUGUGGUUGAAUUCUGAAAAAGGAAUAUGAACUAAUGCAAAUCAGAUGACUAUCAGUUUAACGGCCUUAUGACAGAAGGACUAAAAAUUAAACAUAGUUUGUUAUCUAACAGGAUGUUAUAAAGCAGCAGCCUGGGGAUGUUAAAGUGAACUCAGUGGACAGGAUGUGGUCAUUUUUGGAAACUAUUGCUUUAGCUUUUGUACCACCUGCCUUUCCCACAAAGAAUGCAGAUCUCUCUGCUGGACCCUGACUAUUUUGGAGCAGACCUUAACAAUACUGUUAAGACUGUUCUUGUCUUUGACGGACAGGCCAUCGAACCAACAAAUAAAAAAAAAGAACCUAAAAGGGUUUUAAUAAAGGACCUGUCAGAAAACUAAAUAUUUUGUCACAGACAUUAAAGGACUUUAACUUCCUCAGUAAAUGAAUUAUUUGUCAUUCAAAUGUAGUUUAUGGAGCAAGUUUGAUCUCCUUUGGGCCACGGUGUGCGACAUCUAAUGUUGAACAAGAGUUAAACAGAGUUACUCUGAUGACCACUCAACAAUCACUGUUUUAACAUUGUCCUUUUUGGCAGUAAUACAUCUUUUUCUACCCAGUAGAGUCAUAUACCUCUAUUUGUAUUUUAUUGAUAUUUUAUAUUUAAUUUUA
Cheilinus undulatus (humphead wrasse) is the source of this 2115-nucleotide messenger RNA. RefSeq names its product zinc finger protein OZF-like. Gene Ontology annotation, molecular function: RNA polymerase II cis-regulatory region sequence-specific DNA binding; DNA-binding transcription factor activity. NCBI's taxonomy places the organism in Eukaryota, Metazoa, Chordata, Actinopteri, Labriformes, Labridae. Gene Ontology annotation, biological process: regulation of transcription by RNA polymerase II. Bases 96 to 1307 code for a protein of 403 amino acids. The record is from RefSeq and is a predicted model, not a curated record. The transcript has 2 exons.